Dibothriocephalus latus is the source of this 351-nucleotide messenger RNA. Lineage: Eukaryota; Metazoa; Platyhelminthes; Cestoda; Diphyllobothriidea; Diphyllobothriidae. The record is from the annotation of a GenBank genome assembly.
AUGGCUCAGUUCCAGAUUGGUAUUGGCACCAAUGGUAAGCUAUAUGUUUGGCCUCUCAAUCCUCCGGAAGUCCCCGAAAAUAACACCGAAAGAAGCGAGACAAACAGGACUGAAAACAUACUCAGAGAUGACUGGGGAGAGAAUGGAAAGCAGACUCCUCUGAUAAAAGUGAUGGAAGAAGAGGAGGAAUGGUUGGUGAGAGAAGAGAAUGCAGCACCAGGAGGCGGCAUCUUUCCCCCCAGUGGUGACCAGCAACCCGGAAUCAAACCAAUGGCACCUGUCCCAAGGUCGCGAAGAAACGAGGGGUUUGGAGGUCAACUCGACAAGCUACUCUAUGCCGGAACAGUAGAG